Molecule: messenger RNA, 2824 nt
Organism: Poecilia reticulata (guppy)
Lineage: Eukaryota; Metazoa; Chordata; Actinopteri; Cyprinodontiformes; Poeciliidae
Gene: tecrl2a
Product: trans-2,3-enoyl-CoA reductase-like 2a
Biological process (GO): very long-chain fatty acid biosynthetic process
Molecular function (GO): oxidoreductase activity, acting on the CH-CH group of donors
Source: RefSeq, a predicted model, not a curated record
GAUGUGUGGAGCGCAUCUUGUGAUUCUGUGUCCUGCUGCCUCUCGGAUCAAGGGAGGGAGAGAGGCAGAGAGGACUGAAAAGAAUAAGGGUCAGUCCGGGGAUUGUCCUGAAAAGGAGAGGAGCUAUUUCUGACUGGGUGUGUGAGAGGAAUGAGUAUCUGUUCUGUGUUUCUUUUUUUGCCCGUGUAAAAAGGACGUAAUUAUUACCAAGCAGCACAAUGAGCAGAACCACGUUCUUUGAGGUGGAGGUCCUUGAUGCCACGACAAAGGAGCAGCUUUGUUUUUUAGAUAAGGUGGAUCCUCACUCUACAAUAGGAGAUAUUAAGAGUCUGUUUUACAAAUCAUAUCCUCAGUGGUACCCAGCAAGACAGGCACUAAGACUUGAUACAAGGGGAAAGUCGCUCAGAGAUGAUGAGAUCUUGCAGAACCUACCAGUGGGAACCACUGCCACCAUGUACUUCAAAGAUCUCGGGCCACAGUUAGGUUGGACUACAGUCUUUUUUGCUGAGUAUAUCGGAGCCCUGCUCACAUACCUCGUCUUCUUUUUUCGAGUGCCAUAUAUCUACUCUCACACAUACGCCCUCAUCUCCAGUCCCCAUCCUGUUGUUACACUGGCCUGUGUCUGCCAUACGUUCCACUAUGUGAAGAGGCUGAUGGAGACCAUCUUUGUGCAUCGCUUCUCCCAUGGGACAAUGCCACUCAGGACGAUAGUCAAAAACUGUGCCUACUACUGGGGUUUCUCUGCCUGGUUAGCCUACUACAUUAACCACCCUCUUUAUACACCUCCAUCAUAUGGAGAACUUCAAGUCAAGUAUGCACUAUUCACAUUUGCGAUGUGUGAAGUGGGGAACCUCUCCAUCCACAUGAGUCUGAGUAACCUAAGAACAGAAGGGUUCAGAGUGAGAAGGUUUCCUACGCCAACCAAGAACCCCUUCACAUGGUUGUUUUUCUUCGUGUCCUGUCCAAAUUAUACUUAUGAGGUUGGAUCUUGGUUGAGCUUCACAGUCAUGACCCAGUGUCUUCCAGUGGCAAUAUACACUUUGUUCGGGUUCAUUCAGAUGACGAUCUGGGCCAAAGUGAAGCACAGAGCCUACAUACGAGAGUUCAAAGACUACCCAAGGGUCCGGAUGGCCAUUAUUCCCCUGAUUCUUUGAUAAUUGCUUAGACCUGUGCUAUUGUUUUCUCGAAUCCAGCACUAUGCAAUUUUAAUACUGAUGGGCUUAAAAGACGCAAUAAUUUAGAAAUACACUACAGUUGAACCUUCAAAACCUCCUGAGAACAUUUUAUUUUAUUUUCAGUUUCAGAACACAUAGACCAACAUUUUUAGCAGUGACAUAAGUGUAUCGUUUUGCCAUGCAGCUUUUAGCUUUUGUGCUAAAAAUUAAGCUGUUCAGAUCAUAAUACAGAAUGAACGAUUGUAAAAAACAAAACAAAACAAAAAACAGUUAAUUACUGCAUUUUCAGCUUGACAAAGAAUUAAUUUUAGUAUAUUCAUAUUAAGCACAGAUGGACACUGUAAGUGAUUUCUAUUAAUCCAAAUGUGUCCAACUGAAGUCCUGCAGGGUUGGCGUCCUGCAUGUUUUAGUUGUGCUCCCACGCAAACUCAGAUUCAGCAGCUGAAUUAGCUCCUUAUGAUGCCAUCAAUUUAGGUGGGAACAUGUAAAUGAAACUUUUAUAUCAUUUCUGGUGUUUUGAACCAGAGAAACAUCAGCUUGCAGGACUUUGGUCCCUCAGGACUGACUUUCCAAUGGAUUCUAAGUAAAUGUAUCACUUUCUCUGUGUUUUAUUUCCACUUGUUGCAAGAUUUUAUUUAUCUGGCUAGCUUUUUCAGAAAAGCUUGAGGAAGUAUUAUUUUGCAUCUCUAUCAUAAAACCAGCAAAUUGUUCUCAUUUCAUGAUAAUUCAUCAACUCUUUUUUUUUUGUUUUAUGAAGAUUUUAGGAAUUUUAGCCAACAAAUGUUAGAAAUAAUGGUUGUUCUUUGUAAGUAAGUGCCUAAAGUAGCAAACCUACAAACUAAUAUUAAGAGUUUAGAGUCGCUUUUGUGCUCUCAGGGGGGAUGCUGCUGAAGCAUUUAGUCAUUAAAUUGUCAAGCUUUUUACUAAAAACAUUGAAUGUGCAGCAACCAUUUGACAUCAACAUGUAGAUGCUUUCACUAUGUAGUUACUAUAAAAAACAUUAUUCUGUCAAAACUCAGGUUUUAUAAAAAAAACAAUUAAAUGUGACUGUAACUACAAAUAAAGGUGCACAUCUUAAAGAAACAUGCACUUUAUUUUAUUUGAUGCUUCUCAUAGAAACAUUCACAUUCAUUCCUCACCUUCUAACGACACCAAGUGUAAUAAAUGUGAGCAAACAAUCAGAGCUGGACAUGUAUAAGAAAAGCAUUUAGAAGAUUUAAACAUUUAAAAAAAAGUUACAACGGGCUGAAAAACGAGUUUGCAGCAGCCAAAGGAUUUUGUAAUAAUCAGUAAAUGUAUUUCACUAAAAAACUGUCAAAACACGGGAGAUUGUGACGCUUGUAAUCAAUAAAGUGCAAAAAAAAUAUGAAAAACUAAGCUUGUUCAAGUGCUUCAUUCACAGGUAUGUAAAGGCAGUUGGAAAGUUUCUCGCUUGGCAUUUGAAGCAGAAAGUACAAAGAGCUACGCUUUCUUCCCAGCCGACAGGGUCCGCAUUUUCUGAUGUUCUUUCGGAAGAUGUCCCCGUCCUUUUUCGUUAGCGGUGUGCCGAUAAAACCUUAAUUACGGAAGCACGAUUAACAAUAGUCACACCACUUUUGCAAACUUGGCAGCUUUGUCGCUAUAUUUAGCGACUUUUCAGACAAAAAAAA